Molecule: messenger RNA, 3312 nt
Organism: Blepharisma stoltei
Lineage: Eukaryota; Ciliophora; Heterotrichea; Heterotrichida; Blepharismidae
Source: the annotation of a GenBank genome assembly
AUGGAAGGCACAGGCAGAGCAAUCCCUCUUAUUGUGUAUCUAGACCGUGAAGGCUUUAAAGUGACUCCUGAAGGUCUUCAAUUUUUAAACUCAAUUAAAACAAAAAUCGCUGUUAUUGCAGUAGCAGGGAAAUAUAGAACAGGGAAAAGCUACAUGCUUAAUAAAAUUAUCCUCAAUAUAAAUUCCCAAGGUUUUGGAGUCGGCCCAACUAUUAACCCUUGUACAAAAGGACUAUGAAUAUGAAGUCAACCGAUAGAAUUCAGAACUCAGAAUGGAGAAGACGCAACUUUAUUGGUCAUUGAUAGUGAAGGGCUUGGAGCUUUUGAUGAAGAUGCAAAUCAUGACACUCGGAUUUUCAUUUUAACAGUUCUUUUAAGCUCCUUUUUCAUAUACAACUCUGUGGGGAGUAUUGAUGAAAAUGCAUUGAACAAUCUCAGCCUAAUUGUGAAUUUAACCAAAAAUCUACAAGUGAGAUCAAGCGAUUCUGAGCUGGAUGUCGAUGAAGUUUCUUCUUAUUUUCCCAGUUUUUUGUGGGUUCUAAGAGACUUUGCAUUGCAGUUGGUUGAUCAAAAAGGAAAUGCUAUUACAGCUAAAGAGUAUUUGGAAAAUUCUUUGCAGCCUCAAAAAGGAAUUAGUGAUUCUAUUGAGUCGAAAAAUAGGGUAAGAAAAUUAUUGAAACAUUUUUUUAGAGACAGAGACUGCUUUGCAUUAGUUAGACCAUCUGAAGAUGAAAGAGUUCUGCAAGAACUUGAUAGAGCCCCAGACUCUGAUUUGAGGCCUGAAUUUGUAAGAGAUAAAUCAAAUUUAAGGAAAUUGAUUUACAGAAGAGCCAAAAUAAAAACUUUCAAUGGAAGAGACUUAACCGGGGAACUUCUGGCAGGUCUAGCUAUUUCUUAUGUUGAUGCAAUUAAUAAAGGUGCUGUACCUACAAUAGAAGGAGCUUGGCAAGCAGUCUGCAACUCAGAGAGCCAGAAAAACAUAGACCUAGCUUCACAUGAGUAUGAUAAUUUAAUGCGUACACAAAUUUCCAAUCAGCUUCUUACCCCAGAACAGCUAAAAUCCCUCCAUAAAAAUUGCAAAAAGAAUGCCAUAAAAUUCUUCAAAGAAAAAGCGCUAGGAGACAAUACUGACCAUUUUGAACAUUUACUUAAAAAAAAGCUUUUAGAAAGAUUUGGUUUCUUUAAUGCCCAAAACGAAAAGAAGGUCCUCGAGAAAUGCGAUGAUAUUUGUGCUGACCUCAUGCAAGAAAUGCAAGACAAGCUGAAAAGAGGAGAAUUCGGGGAUUUUCAAGUAUUUAAAAGAGAAAUAGAAAAAAAAAUUAAUGACAUAAAGAAAACAGGCCCGCAAGGAAAUGCUGUGGAGUGAAAGCUUAAAGAAGUAUCAUCUGCUUUAUUGGCAGAAGGAGCAGAAUAUAUUAGCAGAAGUGCGAUGCUAGAGCAAGAAAAUGCGACUAGAAAAAUAUCACAUCAGCUAGAAUUCGUGAAAUCCUCACUGGAAGCUAAAAAAGAAGAAUUUUCAAAGGAAAGAGAAUAUCUAAAAAAUAGGAUCCAAGAACUUGAAUCGGAAAAUUAUCGUCUGAAAGCUGCCUAUGCCGCCUAUGAAAUGAAAAUAGAAGAACUCAAAAAUGAAAAAGAACGGCUUGAAAACAACUUUAAAAAGAAAUACGAAACUUUAAAAGAUGACCAAAAAGAAUUAAAUAGUGAGCUUAGAGCCAGAUAUGAAGAAACGCAAAAAUUAUAUAAUGACUUGCAGCAGAAACACUCAGUAGAAGCAAAUGGGCUUCAAAAAGAGCUUGCCUUAAUGAGACAGGAGAUUAACUGAAAAUCACAAGAAAUCAGUGAUUUAAAGAAAAAAAGAGACGAAAUGGACUCCUUGUUCAAAGAAAUGAGAGCUCAGCUUAGAUUAGCCCGAGAAGAAAACGAAGCCAAUGAAAAUGAGCUGAAAAAAUUAAAAUCUUCGCAAUCAGCUAAAAGUCUAGAAGGGAAUGAAGCUUCAAAUGACAUCAUCCGUGAACGAAAUUUUCUCAGGAGUCAAGUUGAGAGCUUGAAAUCACAAAUUGAUGAUAGCAAAAACAUCCAGGAAGCUUUAGUCAAAGCCCUACAAGCCAAAAGUUUCGAAAAGCCUAAAGAAGCUGAAAAAAUCAUGUCUUACUCAGUAGACGAAAUGGAAGACCGAUGCCAAAUGCUUGAAGAAAAGUUAGAAAAGCUCAGCAAUGUUAAAAAAAUGAUUGACAAUGCCUCGGCUUUACAAUGUAAAUUAUGUGGAGAAACUUUUGGGAGAAAGGUUUUUAAUGCACAUAUUUCACUUUGUUCGAGAAGAGCGAACCAGUCUAGAGACUCUGGGCAGUUUAAUAUUGUAGUUGUAGAGUCAGUUAUUAAAGAUUCAGCUGACCAGAAAUCUUAUACUGACUCCCCCCAUCCUUGAUCGAACGACUCGCCAUCGUUCGAUCAAGGAUGGGGGUUUAAAAAAAAAUUUUUUUUGGGAAAAAAAUUUUUUUAUAUAUAAAAUAAAAUAUAUAUAUAUAUAUAUAUAUUUUUUAUUUACUUUUAAAUAAAAGGGUUAAGAUUAUUUAAUAAUUAUUUUUACAGCAAAAAAUUGAAUUAAUUUCAUUCAUAAAAAGACCAAUUUUUAAUAUUUUGAUUUAUUAGUCACACCUGUAAACUGUAUAAAUUUUAAUUUGUUCCUUAUUAAAUUAAAAUAUUUUUAAAAAAAUUUUAAAAAUCUCUAUUUUAUUAGAUUAUUGAGUUUUUAAGCCUAGGUUGAUGACUAAAUCACUUCGGAUAGUUGUUUCAGAAGCUUUCUGUCGUCUUAAAGUCUCUGAAAAACAACUUCAUUAUGUACAUCUUCCCAAGCUUUUGAUAACUAUUAUAUUUUUAUAUAUAUAAAAAUUUGCAUGAUAUGAAAAUCGUUCGAUCAAGGAUGGGGGUUAAUUUCUCCAAUUUUUAGGAAUUUUUACAGUCAAUCGUUCGAUCAAGGAUGGGGGGGAGUGAGUUUAUUAUCACAGUUACAUAUCGAGGGCAAAGCUGAACUGUUAAUAAAAGAUUUAAAAUGCUGGAAAAUCUGCAUAUGUCCUUACAGAGGGAGUUUUCUGAUAUGCAGCUGCCAGAUACAGGGAAUUUGUUUGUGCAGCAGCAGUCAUCUUCCUUGUUCAGUUCAAAAAAGCCGAUCCCUACAGAGGAGAAAAAAAGAGCUUGCCAGCAAUAUUUAAUGGAACUGGCUGCAAUUCCAUCUAUAAAAAACUCAAGGACUUUCAAUGACUUUUUGUGUGUUAAUCAGCAAUUUGAUGAAGAAGUUCCUGCAAGAAGAAAAUAG